This is a messenger RNA of Leptinotarsa decemlineata (Colorado potato beetle), 847 nucleotides long. RefSeq lists its product as uncharacterized. The record is from RefSeq and is a predicted model, not a curated record. Gene Ontology annotation, cellular component: plasma membrane. Lineage: Eukaryota; Metazoa; Arthropoda; Insecta; Coleoptera; Chrysomelidae. Gene Ontology annotation, molecular function: GTP binding; calcium channel regulator activity; GTPase activity.
UCAGAGAAACCCAUAUCAUCUAGAUAUCUUCAACAACUCCCGAAAAAUGAAAGUCAACAAUGGCCUCGGCAACUUCUCGCGUAGCAGCUCGACUCGAUCAGCGAAGAAAAACACCGUCCUGCCAAAGUCUUCGUACUCCACUCCAUCUUCUUGUACAACUCCUCGAAGCCCGUCUCUCAAUUACCAUACCAGAGACCUUGCUAGUGAUCAACCUAAAUCGCCAAUGGAUCCGAAAUCUCCAAAUUACGCAAGUCCAAAAAUUGGACCACGAUCGCCGAAAGUAUCGCUGAUCAGUCCUAGCCGCAGUCCCAACCACCCGGAAAGGGCAAUAUUCAAUUUCUGUCAAACUGAAGCAAGAGCUACUCCAGCAAAAUCUCCUAGGUCUCCUAGAUCUCCGAACAAGUUCAAUUAUGAUGACGACUGUAGAGAUGUUGCUGGUUCUAGUGACUGUGAUCCGUUCAAUUUCAACCUUGCUUCUCCACCGAAAAAAUCUAGUAGAGUGACUAGUCGCCAGCUCUAUCAGUCCUCUAAGAGCGACUCUAUCAACUCCACCAAGUCUAGCUUGGAGUAUUCUUCCACGACAAAGCACCCUACCGGAGCUUAUCAGGACAUAGAAUAUAAGAUCUGCCACUCGUUAGACUCGGACUCCCAAACAACUUCCAGUUACAGACCGUCAUCGGCGAGCAUAAGUUCAAGACAUUCCUCAUUCAAGGAAAAGAGGAAGCCCAGGUGCAACAUCAGGACAAAUCCUGGAUAUGAUGAUAUAUACGGCUCGACUAGAUCAAUUAAUGAAUCAAGUAGAUCAAUUAUUGAAUCCGAUGGAACAGAGAGACCUUUACAACGGUAA